CAGCUCCUUCCCUCUUGAUCUCUGCCUCCUUCCAGCUGCACUCUCGCUCCUGUCUGUGCCUCUGGUUGCUCUAGCAACCAUGAGUCGCCAAUUUAGUUCUCAGUCUGCAUUUAGCUCAAGGAGCAGGCGGGCCCAUAGUGCCAGGUCCUCCUCGGGCUUUGGUGGUGGUGGGAGUCGGACUGUGGGGUCUGUGAGUCAGGCCUUGGGCAGAGGUGGCGGUGGAGGCUAUGGGAGCCAUGGAAGGGGCUUUGGCUCAAGGAGCCUCUACAAUCUGGGUGGCAGUAAAAGCAUCUCCUUUAGCAUGGUGGGGAGGAAUGCCAGUGGCUUCUGCCAGGGUCGGGGAUCAGGAGGAGGAUUUGGAGGGGGCAGAAGCUUUGGGGGUGGUGGCUUUGGAAGUGGUGGCUAUGGAGGUAGUGGCUUUGGAGGUGGUGGCUUUGGAGGUGGUGGCUUUGGAGGUGGUGGCUUUGGGGGUGGCAGAUUUGGAGGUGGUGGCUAUGGAGGAAGUGGUUUUGGGGGUGCUGGGUUUGGGGCUAGCAAUUUUGGGCUUGGGGGCUUUGGUCCUUCUUAUCCACCAGGAAGCAUCCAAGAGGUGACCAUUAACCAGAGCCUUCUAGAGCCACUUCACCUAGAGGUGGACCCUGAAAUUCAGAGGAUCAAGACCCAGGAGCGGGAGCAAAUCAAGAUUCUCAACAACAGAUUUGCCUCCUUCAUUGAUAAGGUGCGAUUCCUCGAGCAGCAGAACCAGGUGCUACAAACAAAAUGGGAGCUACUGCAGCAAGUCAACACCUCCACGCGGAGUAACAACCUGGAGCCUGUCUUGGAGAGCUAUAUUAGUGAGCUGAGGAGGCAGGUGGAUUUUCUCAAUUCAGAGCAGAUGCGCAAGAACACGGAGAUCAGGGGCAUUCAGGAUGUCGUGGAGGACUACAAGAACAAGUACGAGGAAGAAAUCAACAAGAGGACCAGCACUGAGAAUGACUUUGUGGUUCUGAAGAAGGAUGUGGAUGCUGCUUUCAUGGGCAAAGUGGAUCUGCAGUCCAAAGCAGACACUCUGAUUGGGGAGAUCAAUUUCCUGAAAUAUUUAUUUGACACAGAGCUGUCCCAGAUGCAGACCCACAUCAGUGACACCAAUGUCAUCCUAUCCAUGGACAAUAACCGCUCCCUGGACCUGGACAGCAUCAUUGAUGCAGUGCAGGCUCAGUAUGAGCUGAUUGCACAGAGGAGCAAGGAUGAGGCCGAGGCACUGUACCAGACCAAGUACCAGGAGCUCCAGAUCACAGCAGGGAAACAUGGAGAUGACCUGAAGAAUAGCAAGAUGGAGAUUGUUGAGCUCAACCGCACCAUCCAGAGGCUGCAGGCAGAGAUUGGCAAUGUCAAGAAACAGAUUGAACAGAUGCACUCAUCCAUUUCGGAUGCAGAGGAGAGAGGAGAGCGAGCUCUCCAAGAUGCCAAGCAGAAGCUGCAGGACAUGGAUGAGGCCCUGCAGCAGUCCAGGGAGGAGCUGGCCCGGCUGCUGCGUGACUACCAGGCACUGCUGGGAGCCAAGCUGUCCCUGGAUGUUGAGAUUGCCACCUACCGCAAGCUGCUGGAGGGAGAGGAGAGCAGGAUGUCAGGAGAGCUGCAGAGCCAUGUGAGCAUCUCGGUGCAGAGUAGCCAGGUAUCCAUGGGCGGUGGCUACAGUGGCGGAGGCGGAGGCUACAGCGGCGGCGGCGGCGGCGGNGGCGGCGGCGGGAGCUAUGGAGGAAGCAGUAAAAGCAACAGCAAAUACGGUGGCGGCUCCUCGCGCGUGCAGAUCAUCCAAACCUCCACCAACACCUCCCGCAAGCGAAUCGUGGAGUAGGGGCAGAGCGGCGCCUCUCAGGGCUCACACACAGGAUGCGCCCCCCUGGCUCUUCUCCUGUCGCCUCCCCCGCUCUGCCCUUCCUGACUCCCUCUCACUUAGCUUUUCCUGAUGGGUCUCAGCAGUUUUGCUAAUAAAUUCGACUCUAGGCGAGGAAGCUGGGUGGAUAAGCACAAAUAGCAGCUCUCUCUUUGGAGGGCACCGGCUUGUGGUCAAAGGCAGUUACACUCUCAUUCGGGAUCCCCUCGUCUGACCCUGCUCCUUACCUUGGGGACACUAAGGCACAUAGUUGAUGGACAGGAAAGUCGCAGAGCUUCUGCAAGGUGGAUGAUUGAGAGUAUGUCAGGUUUACCAAGCAUCUCAACCCCAGGCUUCCUUUCUUGUACCUUGGCAGCUGCAUGAUUCCACAGUCCAUCCCUCAAGUUGCUCACAAAAUGAUCCCUAUGGGCAAGUAGCAGAUUUCCAGGCUAGCUGCUUGGUAAGAGGAAACUACCAGGGGUCAAUUCCUGAUUCUUUGUAACCUCAUACUUUGAUCUUGAUGAUUGAUGUACUGACUAUCUGAGAUGCCUGUAGGUCAUGCCUGUCCUGAUUCUGAAUCUCUGUGUUGAGAAGUAUUAUCUCUCUGGUUUACAGCCCCAUGUGGGAGUUGUCAAACCCCCUGUUUUUGUCUAAAGGGAGGAUUGUUCUUAGCAGUGAAUGGAAGUAUGACCAACAGAUGGCCGAGUUCUGUUUCUAUCCUGCCCUCCAGACAGCUCCAUCUUUGGAAGAUUGCCCCUUCCUGCACUCUGCUCCAUUAUGGGUCUGCAGAGAGUUGCCCAGUGGGCUGGGCGUCUACAGCCCUGUUCUGAUCCACCCAAGGUGCCCAGGGCUUGAAGCCUGAGGACUGUGAGGAUCUGACUUGGGAGGGUUCCAGUCCUGAGCCAGUCUGGAAGCUGCCUGUUUUUGUCCCAGGCGGUUAAUGCCCUUUUCCAGACCUCACAAGUCCCUUUUCACUUCUGUUCUCUUUGAGCACUUUGUGAGACUUUGACUUCUACUUUAGGGUCUUAUAAAAGGUGCUUGAGACGUGCUGGAGGGGUCUGGCAGGGGAAAAUGUCAGCCAACAUGUGG
Molecule: messenger RNA, 2944 nt
Organism: Ictidomys tridecemlineatus (thirteen-lined ground squirrel)
Lineage: Eukaryota; Metazoa; Chordata; Mammalia; Rodentia; Sciuridae
Source: RefSeq, a predicted model, not a curated record